Molecule: messenger RNA, 2924 nt
Organism: Entelurus aequoreus (snake pipefish)
Lineage: Eukaryota; Metazoa; Chordata; Actinopteri; Syngnathiformes; Syngnathidae
Gene: aco1
Product: aconitase 1, soluble
Exons: 21
Coding region: 147-2828 (893 amino acids)
Biological process (GO): tricarboxylic acid cycle; citrate metabolic process
Cellular component (GO): mitochondrion; cytosol
Molecular function (GO): 3 iron, 4 sulfur cluster binding; iron-responsive element binding; 4 iron, 4 sulfur cluster binding
Source: RefSeq, a predicted model, not a curated record
GUGGAGGGCAGACUGUACGCCCAAGAUGCGUACAGUCCGCCGUAAUUUUAAACGAAGAAGAAGAAGACUUCCGGUGUAGCGACAGACCACAUCAGACGACCGUCAGACGCAGUUCAGCUCGACCAGAUUUUGCACCGUAAGGGAGGAUGGCCGGGACCGUGACAAAUCCAUUCCAGCAUAUAGUGGACCUUCUGGAUCCCAAAAUUGCAAAUCAGAUGUUCUACAACCUCUCCAAACUGGAAGAUCCCCGAUAUGACCGCUUGCCAUUCUCCAUACGGAUUCUCUUGGAGUCCGCCGUCAGGAACUGCGAUGGCUUUCUGGUGAAGAAGUCCGAUGUGGAGAAUAUCCUCAACUGGAAGCAGACACAGACGCAGACGAUGGAGAUCCCAUUCAAGCCGGCACGUGUGAUACUGCAGGACUUCACCGGAGUACCUGCCAUGGUGGACUUUGCCGCCAUGCGUGACGCUGUGAUUAAACUGGGUGGCAACCCAGAGAAGAUUAACCCUGUCUGCCCUGCUGACCUUGUCAUCGACCAUUCCGUUCAAGUGGACUUUAACAAAAAGUCUGAUAGCCUUCAAAAAAACCAGAACUUGGAGUUUGAACGCAACAAAGAGAGAUUCCAGUUCCUUAAGUGGGGCUCCCAAGCCUUCAGGAACAUGCGUAUCAUUCCGCCCGGUUCCGGAAUUGUUCACCAGGUCAACUUGGAGUACUUGGCCCAAGUGGUGUUCAACCUCAAUGGGUAUUUUUACCCGGAUAGCCUAGUGGGCACAGAUUCCCAUACCACCAUGAUCGACGGCCUUGGUGUUCUGGGUUGGGGUGUGGGUGGAAUCGAAGCAGAGGCGGUGAUGCUUGGUCAACCAAUCAGUAUGGUUCUUCCUGAGGUCGUUGGAUAUAAGUUGUACGGAACCCCGGAAAAGUUCAUUACCUCUACAGACAUUGUCCUCACCGUUACAAAGCACCUCCGCGAAGUGGGCGUCGUGGGAAAGUUUGUGGAAUUUUUCGGGCCGAGCGUGGAGCAGCUGUCCAUCGCAGACAGAGCAACCAUCUCCAACAUGUGUCCAGAGUACGGAGCGACUGCUGCGUUCUUUCCGGUAGAUAAUGUGAGCAUCGAGUACCUCAAGCAGACAGGGCGAGAACCAGAAAAGCUGUCCUACAUCUCAAAGUAUUUGAAGGCAGUGUCCAUGUUCCGAGAUUACAGUAAUGUCGCGCAAGAUCCGGAUUUCAGUCAGGUUGUCGAGUUGGACCUUGGUACUGUGGUUCCCUGCUGCAGUGGCCCAAAAAGACCUCAGGACAGAAUUGCUCUUUCAGACAUGAAAAAAGACUUUGAAACCUGCCUGGCAGCAAAGCAAGGUUUCAAGGGUUUUGCCAUAUCCUCUGACUCCCAAAGCAAAACGGUUCCAUUCCAGUUCAACGGCAAAGAGUACACAUUAAGUCACGGCUCAGUGGUUAUUGCGGCUAUCACCAGCUGCACAAACACCAGCAACCCGUCCGUCAUGCUUGGAGCAGGACUCCUGGCUAAAAAGGCAAUAGAGAAUGGUUUAAGUGUGAAGCCUUACAUAAAGACAAGUCUUUCACCCGGCAGUGGAGUGGUAACGUCCUACCUAAAGGAGAGUGGCGUAAUGGACUACCUCUUUCAGUUGGGCUUUGAGGUUGUCGGCUACGGUUGCAUGACAUGUAUAGGAAACAGUGGGCCUCUCCCUGAGCCAGUUGUGGAGGCCAUCACCCAGGGAGAUUUGGUUGCUGCAGGUGUUCUCUCGGGCAACCGCAACUUUGAGGGACGCGUUCACCCCAACACCAGAGCCAACUACCUUGCGUCGCCUCCACUCGUCAUUGCUUAUGCAAUAGCCGGGACUGUUAAGAUCGACUUCGAGACAGAACCUAUCGGAAUUAACGCCGACGGUAGAGAGAUCUUCCUGAGGGAUAUUUGGCCCACACGAGAGGAGAUCCAGCAUGAAGAGAAAAGAUUUGUCAUUCCUUCCAUGUUUAGAGAGGUCUACCAGAAAAUCGAGAAAGUAAACGAACGCUGGAACUCGUUGGUGGCGCCAUCCGACAAUCUAUAUCCCUGGGACCCGACCUCGACUUACAUUAAGUCCCCGCCCUUCUUUGACAAUUUGACCAUGCAGUUAAACCCUCCUAAGUCCAUAAACGGUGCCUACGUGCUGCUAAACUUUGGCGAUUCAGUCACCACGGACCAUAUUUCCCCUGCCGGUAACAUCACCAGAAACAGUGCUGCUGCACGAUACCUGUCAAGCAGAGGUGUCACCCCACGUGACUUCAACUCAUACGGGUCGCGUCGAGGUAACGACGCUGUCAUGGCCAGGGGAACCUUCGCCAACAUCCGUCUGUUCAACAAAUUCCUCAACAAGCAGGCGCCAAAAACAGUUUACCUGCCAACCGGAGAAACGAUGGAUGUGUUUGACGCAGCGGACCGAUACAGCCAGUUGGGAGUUCCUCUAAUGAUUCUUACCGGGAAGGAGUAUGGUUCCGGAAGCUCAAGAGACUGGGCAGCAAAAGGUCCAUUAUUACUGGGCAUAAAGGCAGUUCUUGCCGAGAGCUACGAGCGCAUUCACCGGAGUAAUCUGGUGGGGAUGGGAAUCAUCCCGCUGGAGUAUUUACCGGGAGACACCGCCGACAGUCUGGGCUUGACUGGAAGAGAGCGCUACAGCGUCUCUAUACCCGAGCAGAUCACCACCAGGAUGAUCGUCGUCGUGACGCUCGACACGGGGAAAACAUUCCAGGUACGCAUGAGAUUCGACACGGAUGUGGAAGUGGCCUAUUUCCACCACGGGGGGAUCCUGAACUACAUGAUCCGCAAGAUGUCGGAAUGAGAGCAAGUGCAUGCAUGUGUUGAUGGAAAAAAAGAAUCCACCAAAUUUUAACUCAAAAAUGUCUAGUUCCAUUAAAUUGUUGCUUCUCCUCCUAAA